This is a messenger RNA of Camellia sinensis, 1005 nucleotides long. NCBI's taxonomy places the organism in Eukaryota, Viridiplantae, Streptophyta, Magnoliopsida, Ericales, Theaceae. The record is from RefSeq and is a predicted model, not a curated record.
CUCUGAUUUUCUUAGAGAGAGGGAAUACACAUCUUCUUAGAGAGAGAAAGACGAAACAGGAGCAAAACGAAGAGAGAGAAGAAGAAAUCUUUUGAGAAGAACGACGCCAUUGUUGUCCGGCGGAGCUCUCUCACGCCAUAGAUUGAAGCAGGUUCGUCCUCCAAACUCGCUAUUGAAAGAAUGAAAACAGGUGAAAGGGACAGCAAAACAAAUGGCAGAUGGUGAUGAGAACAUGCCAAGGGAUGCAAAGAUUGUAAAAACACUGUUGAAAUCAAUGGGAGUCGAUGAGUAUGAACCUCGUGUUGUGCACCAAUUCCUGGAACUGUGGUAUCGUUAUGUUGUUGAUGUAUUGACAGAUGCACAGGUCUAUUCCGAGCAUGCUGGGAAAGCUGCAAUUGACUGUGACGAUGUCAAGCUUGCUAUUCAGUCGAAAGUCAACUUCAGCUUCUCUCAACCCCCACCUCGAGAGGUCCUGCUGGAGUUGGCUCGGAACAGGAACAAAAUCCCAUUGCCAAAAUCAAUAGCAGGGCCAGGAAUUCCUCUACCGCCUGAGCAGGACACGUUGCUCAGCCCAAACUACCAGCUUGCAAUCCCAAGGAAGCCAACUGGGUCAACAGCUGUGGAAGAAACAGAGGAGGAUGAAGAGAGUGCUGAUCCUAAUUCCAACCCUUCCCAGGAACAAAAGACACAGUUGCCACAAAGUACUCCUCAACGAGUAUCGUUUCCGCUUGUUGGAGCCAAACGUCCAAGAUAAGAUUUUCAGUGAUAUUACGACUUUCCUGUAAAAUCUAACAUUAGUGUUUAAGAAAAUUCUAUGGUUUAUGAAUUCAGUGGAUUUGCACUAUUGCUUGUUAUAGUGAAUUCAAAGAAAGUUUCUGUUUGUUAGUGUUCCAAGUGUUUUUGUAUCAAGGAAGCAUUGGUUUAGAGUGGAAUACAAAGUUGUUACAAUUGACUGGUGCAAAAGGCAAUGACUGUUGAUAUAAAUAUGAUGUGUUUUUAAGAAGA